Larimichthys crocea (large yellow croaker) is the source of this 3334-nucleotide messenger RNA. It is a transcript of the gene pth3r, whose product is annotated as parathyroid hormone 3 receptor. Gene Ontology annotation, biological process: adenylate cyclase-modulating G protein-coupled receptor signaling pathway; cell surface receptor signaling pathway. Gene Ontology annotation, cellular component: plasma membrane. The coding region runs from base 368 to 2074 and encodes 568 amino acids. Gene Ontology annotation, molecular function: peptide hormone binding; G protein-coupled peptide receptor activity; parathyroid hormone receptor activity. The transcript has 13 exons. NCBI's taxonomy places the organism in Eukaryota, Metazoa, Chordata, Actinopteri, Sciaenidae. The record is from RefSeq and is a predicted model, not a curated record.
GAGAAGGAAGCCACAGCCAAUCAAGGCCAACCCUUCUCUGAUAGACAACAGUCCAAAGAACUGUAAAAGGAGGAGAUUUCCUCCAAAGCACUCCUCUUUCUCUUCUUCUCACACUACAGGCUGAGCCCCUCAGACCACAGAUCAGUGAUGUCCACUGAAUCUCAAGAAGACUGGAGAAAGGAGACUCAAGAAGAUACUACAAAGCCAGUUUGUAUUGAGUGAUGAAACAAAGAAGACAAUCACUGAUGGGACACCAAAGAAGAUCAAGUCUUUAACUCUGGGAAACAAGUUCAGUCUGAGGAGAACAAGAUGAUCUGAUGUGAAUUAAACAUCCUGUUUAAGUCAACAGUUGAAAAAAAAAAACGUCAUGUUGUCUUCACAUCAAGGAACUGGUGUCUUGGCUCUUUUCCACAGUGUAAUGAUAGUGGCUGCACUGAUAGACUCUGAUGAUGUCAUCACUCGGGAUGAGCAGAUCUACGUCCUGAUUGGUGCUCAUGCCAAGUGUGAAAGGAGCAUCCAGGCACAAAUGGCCCUGGUUAAAGAAGGUGACUGCCUCCCAGAGUGGGAUGGGAUCAUCUGCUGGCCACAGAGCAGAGCGGGUCAGCUGGUUUCUGUGCUGUGCCCAGAAUACAUCUACGACUUCAAUCACAGAGGACGAGCCUACCGCCAGUGUGACGCAUUGGGGAGCUGGGAGCAGGUUCCCAGUGUCAACCGCACUUGGGCCAACUAUACGGAGUGUACCACAUACCUGACCUCCAACCACAGGAGCCAGGAGGAGGUGUUUGAGAGACUCCAUCUCAUGUACACUGUUGGCUACUCCAUUUCUCUAGCAUCACUGUUGGUGGCAGUCUCCAUCCUCUGUUAUUUCAAGCGUCUCCACUGCACACGCAAUUACAUCCACAUUCACCUCUUCACCUCCUUCAUAUGUCGAGCAGUCAGCAUUUUCGUGAAGGACGCUGUGCUCUACACAAUAUCGGAUGACAGUAAUGCCGAGCCUGAGUUCACUGCACAGAAGUCACAUAUGGCCGGUUGUAAAGUUGCUGUUACUCUCUUCCUUUAUUUCCUGGCAACCAAUCAUUUUUGGAUCUUGGUGGAGGGGUUGUACCUGCAUAGCCUCAUCUUCAUGGCCUUCCUCUCUGACAAGAACUACCUUUGGGCCCUCACCAUCAUCGGCUGGGGUGUUCCAGCUGUGUUUGUGUCUAUUUGGGUCAGUGCACGAGCAUCGUUGGCCGACACGCAAUGUUGGGACAUCAGUGCAGGGAACCUGAAGUGGAUCUAUCAAGUUCCCAUUCUGGCAGCAAUUGUUGUGAAUUUCCUCCUCUUUGUCAACAUAAUACGUGUGCUGGCCUCUAAACUGUGGGAAACAAACACUGGUAAAUUGGACCCUCGGCAGCAAUACAGGAAGCUACUCAAAUCCACAUUAGUCCUCAUGCCAUUGUUUGGAGUUCAUUACAUGGUGUUCAUGGCUCUUCCUUACACUGAUGUGACUGGGUUGCUGUGGCAGGUUCAAAUGCAUUAUGAGAUGUUCUUCAAUUCAUCCCAGGGCUUUUUUGUGGCAUUCAUCUACUGUUUCUGCAACGGGGAGGUGCAGGCAGAGGUGAAGAAAGCAUGGUUAAGACGCAGCCUCACGAUGGACCUUAAACAGAAGGCCAGAAUGACGAGCAGUGGCGGCGGAGGCAGCUGUUACUAUGGCGGCAUGAUGUCACACACCACCACCCACAGUGUUAGCUUGUCUGCUGCAAAUCCCAGAGCUCUCUCCUUCACUGGAGGUGUGGUGGGCUCAGGCGGAGCUGCUGUUGGAGGCUCAGGGGUCCGGCCGCCACGCCACAGCACUCUCCACCCGCAAACCAGCCUGCCUGGAUACAUGCCUGGUGAUAUUGAGAGCUCUGGCCUCCAACAGGAGAUGGCUAUGCGGAAGCCAGGGGGGAUGGAGUCUGGAGUUUUUGCCAGGCAUGCCAGAGCCAGCAAAGGAUUUAAUGACUACAAGAGUCAGGGGACAUUUGCAGCCCAAACGCCUGGAGCAGAAGAUCCAGACAGCCCCUUAUCUCUGAAAGAGCUGGAGACCAUCUUGUGAUUGUGUUGAUAAAUGUUCAGCAGGGGUUGGACUCAUGCAGACCAAGUGGUCACCUGUACAAACCUUAAUGUUGAUUUGCAUUUGCAAAAACUAUGGACCUACCAAGCUAGACGUUUUAAGGAUUUACUUGUACUGAAAUCAUUUUGUCAACUUUCUCCAACAAGAAAGAACAUUCAGUCAAACUGUUUGCCAAAGAAGAUCAUGUGAUAUGAUCAAAAGCUCCAGAACAGCUACUGAACAACAACAGAGUGAGAUCAAAUGGUCACUGAAUGAACUAUGAGGGAAUAUGGUGCAUCUUCAUUUUGCAAAACUAUACAAAAGAUCUUUACUCAUUAUGACAUACUAAAUCUGAAUUGUACACUUGAAUUGAGACUAUUCUCUGAUGGCUUUCCAGUCUAUUUAUUCUGUCAGCGUACAUGAACUGUAAACACAUUUUUAUGUGCUUUAAAUUCAUGUGAAAUAAGUAAUAAUCUGUAGAUAAGAUAAUAAUAAGAUAAUUAUAAUUAUAAUAAUGACAAUAAUCUGUGCUGCUGCAGAGAAUUUAGAAAGAACAGGCCUGGAAGUUCAAAUAGGGAGAUUUUUGUCUCCUUCUUCAUAUCUUUCCUGUGUUGAAUUUUUCAGACCAGACAGUCUGACCCCAGUUGAAACUGCACUUACGUGUGUGUGUGUAUGUGUGUGUGUGUGUGUGUGUGUGUGUGUGUGUGUGUCGCCUGUCUAUGAAUCUGCUGUAGCAAUCCUCCUUUUUUCCAAAUAUUGACCUCCACACAUAUUGGCUCCACAUUUAUGAUGGAGGAAGGAUAACUUCCCUAACGGGCUAACUGUUCACGUUUGAUCAUUUCUAACAGUAACGUUAGUAACAGUAACAGCACGUGUCCAUGCUGUCUAUUCAGCUCUUUUUAUCAGUCUGACAGGACCCUGAGGGCUGAUGCACAAACCUUUUACCCAUCACAGAGCAAACCCCAGCCCCUUCCUCCGUGUGACCUCUGGCCUGAAUGCUCUCACAACACCAUCCAGAAUUUCACACACACUCCCCUCAGGAGCAAGAGGCACCUGAGCUGUUUGUGGACCUCGAGCAUGAGUGACAAAGCUGCAGCAUAAGCCACCAGUAUUCACAAGAUAAACUGCCUGUAAAUGUUUUCUAUUGUUUAAGAGUCCACUGAUCUGUGUUUAUAGUAUAUGUACAGUGUAAGAUAACUGAUAAUUUAAUACCUGUUUUGGGGAAUAUGCAUUGAGAGUUUAAAUAAAGUGAAAUAAAAUGAA